AAGAAUAAUGAGAUAAAUAAAACUAAUAAUGACGACAAUAAAAUAUGGAUGGCGAGACUCUUUGAGAGUUAUGCCUGUUUGCAUGACAUUGGAUUGAUAGUAGUCGACAUCUUUUUUUUUUCAAGCGGAUGUUUGGUGACCUAUUUGUAUUUGCAAGAUAAAACAAACGAAAGGUCAAUUAAGCCGAUUAAUUGCAGAGACAAACUGAUUGAAUUCUUUUUCUACAUAAUAAAAAGAUUUAUUCGAUUGACACCGGCUUACAUGAUGGCAUUAGGAAUAUCACAAUUGAGCUCAGCUUGGCUUGAUAAAACUUCGCAAUUUUACAUGAAUGAAAGG
Wasmannia auropunctata (little fire ant) is the source of this 336-nucleotide messenger RNA. RefSeq lists its product as uncharacterized. NCBI's taxonomy places the organism in Eukaryota, Metazoa, Arthropoda, Insecta, Hymenoptera, Formicidae. The annotation marks the transcript as partial. The record is from RefSeq and is a predicted model, not a curated record. The transcript has 3 exons.